Microthlaspi erraticum is the source of this 441-nucleotide messenger RNA. NCBI's taxonomy places the organism in Eukaryota, Viridiplantae, Streptophyta, Magnoliopsida, Brassicales, Brassicaceae. The record is from the annotation of a GenBank genome assembly.
AUGAUGAGGCCGAGUCUUCAACCAUGCCGCAAGGUCCAUCCAAUCUUUCAGGAGGGAAAUCAAUUGAAUCCUUCUGAUCUCAGGAGCAUCGUCGAUACCCUCCGCGACUCUGAACGAUCUCUCCAAGCUCUCAAGGUAUCAGAGUGGAUGAGUGAGCAGAAAGUUUUCGACCUAAUUCCAGAAGAUUUCGCAGCUCGUCUUAACCUAACUGGAAACGCUCUAGGUUUGGAAGAAGCAGAGAAGUUCUUCGAAAGCAUUGCCGAGAACAAGCAGGGAAGUUCUGUCUACGCAACUAUCUUAAGCUUCUAUGCAAGAUCUGAGAAAAAUCUUGAUAAAGCUGAGUUCAUCUUCUUGAAGACGAAAGAGCUAGGGUUCCUUUGUAAACCCGCUUCGUUUAACCACAUGAUGUCUCUCUACAUUCAGCUAGAUAAGCUACAAUGA